AAAAAAUGAAGAAGAAGAAGAAGAAAAGUAGUUAUAACGCAGACGUAUGACUUCAGCGGAAGCAUAUACCAUCGAUGAACAACCGCGUAGCUCACGGAGGAGUGAGUGAGUGCUGGAUGCUGCACUGAACGAUUAACGUUGAUCCAAAAUUUCUCACCCUGCACUCACAUGAUCACAUGAUAAUACAUGUACUGAAUCCAAAUGGCGUCCAGAGCAUUAUAUUCGUCUAGCCAUUGGAUGCUUAAGAAAAGAGAUGAUUUUAAAGACACUCUGGAAGAGAGGCGGAGCUCCAGUGAUCUGAGAUAUGCCCUGAGAUGUUACACCCCCACACUCUAUAAAGGACUAGUGCCCUGCAAAGCAAGCAUACUCAAAACCAUCGUUCUGCAGUCGGACCACCUGCAGUAUGUAAUCAAACAGGUUUCAUCAGAAGCAGGGGACAGCAUUGAGUCUGUAACUGAGGAAGCUUCUCUUAUUCUGGAUGAGAUGGCUCACCGCCUGCAACUCAGCACCAUCCGCUUCUUCGCCUUUACACUUAGCAAAGUCUUUAAGAGACUCUUCCGCAGUGUGUGUGUCAAUGAGGAGGGUAUCCAGAGACUCCAGCAGGCUGUACAUGAUCACCCAGUGAUUCUUCUGCCCAGUCACCGUAGUUACAUGGACUUCCUGAUGAUGUCAUACUUGCUCUACAUGUAUGAUCUUCCCCUGCCUGUUAUUGCAGCUGGAAUGGAUUUUAUGAGUAUGAAGUUUAUCGGUGAGAUGCUGCGGAUGUCAGGAGCGUUUUUCAUCCGCCGGUCAUUUGGAGGAGAUAAACUUUACUGGGCUGUGUUCUCGGAGUACGUGAAGACCAUGCUGAGAAAUGGAUAUGCCCCAAUUGAGUUCUUCUUGGAAGGAACAAGAAGCAGAACAUGCAAAUCGCUCGCACCAAAGACAGGGCUGUUGAACAUUGUGAUGGAGCCUUUUUUUAAAGGAGAGCUAUUUGACAUCAACCUGGUUCCUGUCAGCAUCAGCUAUGAGAGAAUUUUAGAAGAAUCUCUGUAUGCCCGUGAGCUGCUCGGCGUCCCAAAGCCCAAAGAGUCGACCUCGGGUCUUUUGAAGGCCCGGCGGGUCUUGAGUGAGGACUAUGGCAGCAUGCAUGUGUACUUUGGUCAUCCUGUAUCAGUCCGCAGUCUGGCAGAGGGAAAAAUAAUCCGAUCUCAGUAUAACCUGCUGUCCAGGCACAUUCCUCAGAAACCCAGCACUGACACUCAAACGUUUCUGAAUGAUGCUGCAUUCCGUCUGGUGCGCAUACAGGAGGAGAACAUGGUUCUAAAGCCCUGGGUCCUCAUCGCCACACUGCUUCUACAGAACCCUGAUGGACUGGACCGCUGCUCUCUCACAGAACAGACAGACUGGCUCAGAUACCUGGCGCUGUCGCUUGGAGCAUUUUUGGACUGGCCUGAUCAAGAGUCCUGCAGUGAAGUGAUAAGCUGUAGUUUAGAUCUGCACAGACACCUGUUGAGUGUGUCUGGAGGGCAUGUGCAGUUGAACGUCACUGAAACCCCAAAGGUUGAUACCACACCAGAGGAAGCUGUGUUUCACCGAGCGGUCGUUGUGCUCUCCUGCGCCACUUACAGAAACCAGAUCCUGCAUGUGUUUCUGAGACCAGCUUUAUUAGCGGUGGCCAUGCAAAGUUCAAACUCCUGCAGAAAAGAUGACGUCUACAACCGUUUCAACUUCCUGAGGAACAUGUUCUCCAAUGAAUUUAUUCUUUGCCCUGGGGACUCUGCUCAGGACUUUGAAGAGGCUUGUUAUUUGCUGGUGAAGCGUGGAGUGUUACAGGUGUUGGAGCAUGAGAUUGUGAUGUCAGUGAGCAGUCACAGCACCUUUUUGUUUCUGUGUGCCGUUCUGGACCCCUUUCUGCAAGGAUACCAGGUGGUGUUUAGAUUUCUAUGUGAGGAGGCAAAUGAGAACCUGACGGAGGAGGAGUUUAUUCCUGCUGUGAGGACCUUUGCACUGAAACUCAUAUUAGCAGGGCAUCUGAAGUGUUAUGAAGUGUUAUCCUCAGACCUACAAAAGAAUGCUCUAGCAGCUCUACUGAAGCUCAAAGUUGUGAGGAAAGUCAAAGAAGAUCAGGUGAUUUUGAAGGUGAACAAGACCGCUGUAAACUCGUUGGUGGAUAUGCUGGGAGGUAAAAUUCCUACCCAGAAGCCGGUCCUCGCUCGUCUAUAAAAAAAACAAUUCUCUGGUCUCUGGAGGGCCAAGCCAAACUAAAUGCCUUCAUUAACAAAAUGCCAAAUUAACAAGGCUUUGCAGCCUACUAAGGAUACCUGUCAUCGAGCUGCAAAGGGAUGUUACGGGCUUGCCAUCUGGGACUCCCAGAUGGGGAGCCGGGUCUCCCACCAUGCUAGAAGCUCACUUUUUUAAUCUCUCUCUUCAAACUUGACAGCAUGUUGCCAUGUCUGUGAUCAGUCUCCAAGCUUUGUGUUCAUCAGUCAGUGAAUUUACUUAAAAUUUUACUUUUAAACUGGUCUGAUGUUGCCAAGUUUAUGACCUUUUUCUUUCCUAUUUUGGUAAUUUUUGGGUGUUUAUUUUCUGUGUUAGCACAAACAAGUCUUUGAUCUAAAAUGCUGUUUCUGUUUGUUCCCAUGAAUUUGUGUUGGGUCUGUUUAUCGAUUUGUGUGGGGAUCUAAUUUUGCCUUGCCUUAUUUGAAUUAUUCUCAUUUUGCACACCAUUUUUCAGUAUAUUUGCACAGUAGAUAUGGCCGUCUGUUGCAAUUUUUGUGAUCUGGGUUUUUAGGGAACAUGUUACAAAAUGUCUAUAUAAAAAUAAAAAGUGUUAAUAUAACUAUUCUGAUAAGCCAGAUAUUCCAUUGUCAACACUGCCAUUCAACGUUGACAUGCCUCUCACAAACUAAAGAGCUUUUUUUUUCUUUUUUUUUUUUUCUAAUGCAAAAUAACAAUGAAUAAAGCAACAGGUUUUAUUUUAUAAAUGGCACAUUAUUUGGAUAUUGUACAAACAUGUACUUGACUUUAGGGUUGGUGUUAACUUACUGAAACUGUUUAUAGGUCUCAUCACCUUUUUUGAUGUUAUAAUAAACCAGACUUUCAGAUAUUAUUCUUUCAAUUUAAUCUUUCAAUUAAUUGAAAUGGUGUCAAUGCAGGUUUUGAAUUUCAAAAAUGAACAAAAUGUAGCUUUUAACAAGUUUUUCUUGUCAGUUUAGUUGGGAGAGUGCCUUCAUACACAACCUAUUUGAAACCUCUCUAUAAUAAUGCCAAUAUUUAAAUAUUGGCUAUGGUGUUUGAGCCCCGCCUGUUUUGGCGCGAAACUGACCACUAUAAAAACCUUUGCUUCAAGACAGCGAUCAUCUCGUCUUGAAGCCCUCUACCC
Molecule: messenger RNA, 3364 nt
Organism: Xyrauchen texanus (razorback sucker)
Lineage: Eukaryota; Metazoa; Chordata; Actinopteri; Cypriniformes; Catostomidae
Gene: gnpat
Product: glyceronephosphate O-acyltransferase
Exons: 17
Coding region: 202-2205 (667 amino acids)
Biological process (GO): ether lipid biosynthetic process
Cellular component (GO): peroxisomal membrane; mitochondrial membrane
Molecular function (GO): glycerone-phosphate O-acyltransferase activity
Source: RefSeq, a predicted model, not a curated record